Molecule: messenger RNA, 3381 nt
Organism: Pseudo-nitzschia multistriata
Lineage: Eukaryota; Bacillariophyta; Bacillariophyceae; Bacillariales; Bacillariaceae
Source: the annotation of a GenBank genome assembly
AGCAACCCUGAGAACCCAUUUAGAGAAACACAGCUUCGAAAAAAUCUUGGCAAGUCUCCCAGUGUUCACUGUAUAAUUGCUGUCAUUCGUCUCUCCUUCAAAGAAUAUUGGAAACCUUUGCAGUACCAGUAUACAGGCAAAUAAGCCAAUCUCAGCCUUUCCUCUGCAUUAACUUGACAAAGAAUGGCUUGGUACUUGGAUAGUUUCAUCACUCACCCCUAAAACAUCAUUGAAAAUUGGACCGCUCUGAACAGUUCCGCGCUUUUCGAUCUCUCGGAAAAUAUGUACGAACGUAUCUGGCCGUGCCGCGCCAUCGACCAUUGUUGUUCCUUCAAUAAUGAAUUUUGGGAUUCCGUGAAUUCCAAGCUGCUGCAAUGCAUGGGUGGCGUAUGAAAUCUCUUUCUUUCCUUCGUCUCCGUUCAAAAACUCCAGAAGCUCGUCCUCAAUGGGAGCAUUAUCCAGUAUCAAUUCUCUCAGUACCUUGUGAACAACUUGGGCUAACCUAGGCCUGUCGUUCAAUGAGUGGCCAUCAACAAAAUAGUACACAUUGAGUUUGUCGUAGACAGCCUCACUCGUUGCCAAUCCAUACUUCUUUCCAAUGUGUUGUAUCAGCCGAUGAGAUGCCAUCGUACUCGACGCCUUUCUAUCCAGAUUGAAAUACGGGAUCCCCGCCUCUAAUCCUCUUCCCUUCAGAUCGUGGCUACGCUUUUGGUUGUCCCAACCAGCUUUCCCGCCCCAUUUUUUUACCAACCGUUCCCGAUUGGUCUCAACGAAUACUUUGUCUUCGUCGUAGCCGGGUUCCAAAAAGAAUGGAAUCCGUAAAAUAGAGAAUGCCAGCGGCUUUGGCGCAUCGGGAAUAGGAUUUUGUAGCACUUCGUUGAUUGCGCUAUUCAGGUGUUUCUUCCCGAUAUAACCAUUGGGUCACAUUGUAUCUGAGACCAGUUCGAUGCUAACGACGAGAGGCGAUACUUCUUCCGAAGAAGACGAAAACAACCGACUCGUAAAUUGACCCGACGGCACACAUAACUUUGUGCGAAGUGAUCGCAUUGGCGUCCCGAUCAACCUACCAGUGGCAAGUUUUGAAAACAUUUUCUAAAUUUUCAGCUCUUUUCUGCUCUUGCUAAACUCUUUGGAGACAGAUUGAAGAACUUCUGUGAUGAGACUGAGUUCUUUGUGACUUUGCAGUCUGCAAUACGAAAAUAUAUUCUUCAGCACCGAACCCACACCGUACAAGUGAACUCCUACAGGGAGUGUAUUCGUACUGUAAAUGAAUAAGAUCGAGGCAAGAACGGAUGCGCCAAGGGCGGAUGGAUCCCCUAACAGUAGAGGCAACGGAGGCGCCAAGGGCAAGAGGGUCAAUAUAUGGAGGCAGCAGCAACUCGAAGGCGCUAGUCCCCUAUCAGUGACGGCAACGGAGACGCGAGACGGUGCGGAUCCUCUAUCAGUGGAGGCAAUGGAGAUGCGAGUCGAUGGAUCCCCUGGUGAGUCACUGGCUGUGCAGGGACUUGAAGACGAUAGUGAUGGUCAAAAAGGCGAGAAGAAUGGUGAAUGGAAAUGGCGAGAAGAAUAAAGCACGAGGUGCAGUGAAAUUAAGAAUGAAAUUAACACGUGAAAACAAGACGGGUUAUGGCUACGUAAUGUUCGUAGGCGUACGUACUUCUACCUUUUAUUCCUCUGCCCGCGCGCUGCGCUAGUAAUGAUUUGAGGUACUGUACCAUGUACUGUACCAUACAGUACCAUACAUUAGAUCGUAGAGAUCAAUUUUCAACUAGUCAUACAGUUUUGAGUCAUUAAUUAAGUAGUAGUAGUAGUAAUUUCAAUAUAUUUGACUACUCUGACUAACCUACACGAAUGCUCGCAACGGAUAGCGUUCAUGUCUUUGACUUCUCGUUUACUCGUACGGGACGAACAACACCAUUAGUGACCCCGGCACAGACAACAAUAAUAGCAUUGCGAAGGCAUCGAAGAUUCGAACCAUCGUCACUCAUAGGACCUGGAAAAGAGUGCUGGUACUCAGUAUAUGCUGCAUUCGACACGAUAGGAAGAUUACUGUUCGCUUGAGACAGCAAAGCAAAAUUGGCGGCGAAACGAACUAAAGACUAGCCACCGCAACCGAACGAUACCAUGGCCCAGCAACUGCCACCACCCCAGAUGAAUUCCGGGAUUUCGGGCCCCGCGUGGGCCAAUCCGCACGGGAUUCCCCAGCACCAAACAUCGAAAUCGACGGCAACAGGGCCAAUCGGGGUAGAUCAGCACGAAAGUGAAUUCUUUGCGCCCCUCUCGACAUUGGACGAACCCAUCCGGGAAACGAUCAUGAGGGAUGUUCGUUCGGUGGCAAGGAAGCUGAAGGUCGUUCUCUUGCCGAUGGAGCGCUCGGUACGUGAAGCUCUGUGGUUCGAAAGCAACUCCCGCGCUUUUGAACGGAUGUGCUGUAAUGCUUGCGUCGGAUAAGGUUGCCAAAGUCCGCUGUCAACUAACGCCGUUUUUUAUUCUUGUUUGUUGUCCUUUGUCGUUGUCGUUGUCGUUGACCGUGCUUGUGUGGACUCUUUAUCGGAAAAUUGUCGUCAAUUUGUUUCAUUUCGUCCCAUUGCUUUGGUGGUCUAUCAAAUUACCAGCUUCCCUAUGGUGGCUAUUCGGGAGUCUCUCAAUCCGAAAGCAUCGACCUGACCGAACGGGACAAACUCAUUAUUGAAAGUCUCCGAGACUGGGACUUGUGGGGUCCACUUGUGGUGUGUUUGACACUGGCCGUCCUAUUGUCCAUUAAGGCUCCGGUGGGACAAGCCAGUUUGGUGUUUGCCGCUGUCUUUUGCGCCGUGUGGUUUGGAUCCGCGGUGGUCACGAUCAACGCGCAGCUCCUGGGCGGGACAAUUUCUUUUUUCCAAUCAGUGUGUGUCCUGGGGUAUUGCGUCUUUCCGAUGACCUUGGCGGCGGGGGUUGUUGAUCUCUUCAAAAUGCUUCCCCUGGGAGCCUUUUCGACCCUGGUUGAAAUUGCCGUCCUGCUGGUGGCCUUUGUGUGGGCGACCAGAGCGUCCGCUGUCUUUAUUGGGCAAUAUAUCAUUCCAUCCAGACGGAUUUUGGCGGUGUUUCCCGUCUUGUUCUUUUAUACAUUUUUGGCGUGGCUGAUUUUCUUGUUUUAAGUGGACAAGAGAGAACGGAAAUCCAAUGCAGCUGGUAUCGUCGCUGGCAAAAAUCUUGUGAACUACACAGCAUCCAAGCUAUGUGUAGAGGACUCUUCCUCCGUUCGUGCUCGAUUUUGCUACAUCAAAUAUAAUUUAUCAUCGUCAGGAACAACAUCAUAUUGCAGUGACGAAACAAAUAAUUUUCGGUAACAUUCAGAAUUUACUUUGAUCAAAUGCAGUGUAAUACAUAUAUCCAUGAACA